AUGGAAGGAAGGCAUCAAAACAUUGAGGAACGAUAUGGAUUUGUUGCUCCGCUUGAUGCUAAUGAUUCUUCGGGGAUAAGGCCUAAUGUCGAGAUGAACAACACCUUGUUGAAGAACCACGUUAUAUUGGGAUUACGUACCCGUGGUGGACAUGGCCGUGCCAUUUUCAUGGUACCCCGCAUCUACAUUGGAGGAGAGAAGAGAUUGAUCAACGUUGAAUAUAUUCAGGAUAAUGCAAUGCAACAAAGAACGCGUACUUGCGUUGCCAAGAAGCACACAACUCCGAAAUUUUGA
This is a messenger RNA of Sclerotinia sclerotiorum 1980 UF-70, 294 nucleotides long. RefSeq lists its product with no specific name. The transcript has 4 exons. Lineage: Eukaryota; Fungi; Ascomycota; Leotiomycetes; Helotiales; Sclerotiniaceae. Bases 1 to 294 code for a protein of 97 amino acids. The record is from RefSeq and is a predicted model, not a curated record.